This is a messenger RNA of Monodelphis domestica (gray short-tailed opossum), 5748 nucleotides long. RefSeq names its product beta-1,3-glucuronyltransferase 1 (gene B3GAT1). The record is from RefSeq and is a predicted model, not a curated record. Lineage: Eukaryota; Metazoa; Chordata; Mammalia; Didelphimorphia; Didelphidae. Gene Ontology annotation, cellular component: Golgi membrane. Gene Ontology annotation, biological process: chondroitin sulfate proteoglycan biosynthetic process; carbohydrate metabolic process. Gene Ontology annotation, molecular function: galactosylgalactosylxylosylprotein 3-beta-glucuronosyltransferase activity.
ACUUGGCCUUACCCAAGGGGUAUGCAUGCAAAGGGCACAGCUGGUAUGGUCAUGCCCAUAAGCUAAGUGCCAAUGGAGGAGUAGCCUUUGCGUUGGAGGCUAUUCAAAAUGUGCACAAAGAUUUCUUCUGAGCCUUCCACAAUUUAAAUGAAAAGAAAUGUAAACGGACCUGGGCUCCAUAGGACUCUAGAACAUCAUACCUAGGGGCACGGGGAUACAAACACACACUCACAUUCGUGUAACUCCCUUCCCCCAAACAAACAACCACAUAUCACACUGCAAACAUACACCACAUGGGUAUAAGGACCGUGGGCCCCUCUGUCUGACCAGGAAACCUGAGGGUGGGGAGGGAGGCAUCCUGGAGAGAUCUGGGCUCCUUCCUUGUUCCAGACCUCAUGGCCUCCUGUAAAAAACCUGAAUUUCUUAAGAACCUAAUUUGUAGCCCUCAAGGCCUCAGUAAAACCCUAGGCACCCCCACCCCUAGGCAAAAACACUCAUCCUCCGAGGGGCUGGCUCAGUUGCCAUCACCUUGGAAAGUCCUGGGUCCAGAAGUAGGGAAGGCAUCCUACUAGCCUCUGACCCCAUCUUUAUGCAAGUGGUUGAAGGCAGGGAAAGACGUUUAAAAUCUCCAGCUCAUCAGUGCCCUCCAAGACAAGACUAGUAGCAGGUACAAGAAGUGGGAGUCCCCUCCUUGACACAAGGGUUAGAUUCCGUAAGCCAUAAACGCAACCACGUACACUUUAACCAGGCCCACUCGCCCCAUCAAUAGAUCUGGGGUAAAAGUCAUGCCCAAACCAGGAGCUGGAGCCUGAACUUGGGGUGGGAAGGGUGGCCCGACGUCCCUUCCGAGCCACCUCCAGCUCUGCUUCAUCCCUUCUGAACCUCUCCUUCUUCUCAGCCUCCCCCUUCCACGCACACCCAUCCCAGCCCGGAAACAAUCACCCUUUGACAAGCGAAGCUGCCGAGCUGAGAGCCAGGAACGGCUCGGGUGGGGGUAGGGGGUGGCGACGGGCAUCCCGGCCGGGUUUAACUCUAGAGGAGCGAGAGCACGAUGCCCAAGGCCCCUUCCCCAGGCCUGCAGCCCCCUCCCCAGAGCAUCCGUCCUCUAUCCGCGCAGUGGGAGUCCGACAGGCUGGGAUGGUGGGGAGGGUGCUGAGGGAGGGGGGGAGUAGAUACCAAGCCCACGAGGGGACCUUUUCUCGCUGCUCCUCCCUCCCUCUCUCCUCCGCCCGUCGCAGGGAGGGCCCCCCGCCUCAGCUGGCGAGGUUGGUACAGACCAUUAGCAGUGCAGGUCCCGCUGGCAGCUCCCUCUCGGAGGUGGGGAGGGGGAAGAGGGGGAUGGAUGGGGCGGGGGGGAGGAGGGAGAGGAGGCAGGGAGAAGAGGAGCUGUCAGUGCUGCUGGAAGCACGGGCGCAUCCGCCGCCACUGAUGUGAUUCUCCGCUUCGGCUCCUGGCUCUAACACCCCUAGUCCUCCUCCUUCUCCUCCUCCUCUCCUUCCUCCUCCCCUUCCCUCUUUCCUCCCCCUCCCCUCCCCCCCAUCCCCUACCCUUCCCGGUACCCGCUCUUUCUCGCCCUGCCGGCUCCGGCUCUGAAUCCCCAACCCAGUCUCCUCCAGACUCUGGCCGCUGCUGCCGCCUCUGAGCUGCUCCGAGGUGCUGGAGUCGGAGUGCAAGAGCCCAAAGAGAGGCGAGCACAACCAGAGCCGGGGGUGGCCGGGCCGGGGUCCGUGGGCUUCCGAGCUGCCAGAGGAGGUCGCGGCAGCAGGGUAGGCAGCAGCGGCGGCGGCGGCGGCUAUGAAGUGGCCCCCGGUGGCCCGGAGCCCGAGCGUACCGAGGCAAGGAAGCGAGGGAGCCCGGCGCCCGGGCCCCGGGCAGCAACAGCGGGGCGCCGCGUCUGGGGAUUAAGGGCUGGAGUGAGCUGCUGCGCGAUGGAGCGGGAGCCAGCCCGGGAGCAUUCAGACUCGCGAAGCCAGGCCUCCAUCCCCCUGAGGCCCUGAGCUCAUCCCCUGGACAGCUGCCCUAUCCCUGGACUCCAGCUUGACCAGACUUCCUAAACCUGCUUCUGCAAUGGGUGGGUUGUAAGUGCUGGUAAUGAGGAGCUGUGGGUCCAGUCAGCCUUGGAGAUGCCGAAGAGACGGGACAUCCUUGCCAUCGUGCUCAUUGUGCUGCCCUGGACCCUGCUCAUCACCGUAUGGCAUCAGAGCACCAUUGCACCAUUGCUCACCAUGCACAAGGAUGAUGGGAGUGACUCAAGGCGGGACCCCAGCGUGGACUCCAGGGAGUAUUGCAUGUCUGAUCGGGACAUCGUGGAGGUGGUGAGGACAGAGUACGUGUACACGCGUCCCCCGCCCUGGUCGGACACCCUGCCCACCAUCCACGUGGUCACCCCUACCUACAGCCGCCCAGUGCAGAAGGCCGAGCUGACCCGGCUUGCCAAUACGCUGCUCCACGUACAAAACCUCCACUGGCUGGUGGUGGAGGACGCCCCGCGUCGGACCCCGCUGACUGCCCGCCUCCUCCGCGACACCGGCCUCAACUACACACACCUGCACGUGGAGACACCCCGGAACUACAAGCUGCGAGGGGACGCCAGGGACCCCCGCAUCCCCCGGGGCACCAUGCAGCGCAACCUCGCUUUGCGCUGGCUCCGGGAGACCUUCCCCCGCAACGCCAGCCAGCCCGGCGUAGUCUACUUCGCUGACGAUGACAACACCUACAGCCUGGAACUCUUUGAGGAGAUGCGAAGCACAAGGAGGGUGUCGGUGUGGCCAGUGGCUUUCGUGGGAGGCCUUCGGUAUGAAUCACCUCGGGUGAAUGGGGCAGGGAAAGUGAUUGGCUGGAAGACAGUUUUUGACCCCCACCGGCCAUUUGCCAUUGACAUGGCUGGCUUUGCAGUCAACCUUCGGCUCAUCCUGCAACGGAGUCAAGCCUACUUCAAGCUUCGAGGGGUCAAAGGUGGCUACCAAGAGAGCAGCCUUCUCCGGGAGCUCGUCACCCUCAAUGACCUGGAGCCCAAGGCUGCCAACUGCACCAAGAUCCUCGUCUGGCACACACGAACAGAGAAGCCAGUGCUGGUGAACGAGGGGAGAAAAGGCUUCACUGAUCCCAAUGUGGAGAUCUGACACAAGGGACCCAGGAGACUCCCUCUCACAGACCCUGCUCUUGGCCUCAGAGCCUCUCUCCCCCUGGCCGUGGGGGCCCUCAUGGCAGACUCCUGAGCAAUCCCUGUCACUUGUCCUUCCAUCCUGGAGGCUACAGAGAAAGCCUGGUGGGACACAAGGAAGAAAGAAAAAUCAUCGAAAGCACAGAAAUCCCAGGCCUGUCGUUCUCUUCUGCCCAAGAUGACCAAGAGCCUGAGUGGGAGAUCCUGGGAGUCAGGGAGUCCAGCCGAUGCCGAGCAGGCGCCCCGGGGAGACGGCCCAAGGUCCCCGGCAUUCAUUCCCCGGAAGAAUCUUCCAGCUAACUCACGGUCCUAAGAAAGGGGAAAAUCCUGGCACCCGGCUUGUGACUCUGAGCACUGAAUGACACUGACAAUGGGCAUGGGAGCUAGUGGGAGCAAUAGGAGGCACCCAGAGGGGACAAGUGCUCCCUUUCCCUUGGGUCCUUACACUGCAGCUGGGAUUUAUAACAUUGCACAACAACAUGGGACCGCAGAGCACUGGAAAACCCCAGAAGUGACCGAGAGAAAGUGUGAAACCUCUCGGUUGCCUCCUCCUUACCUGAAAGUUGCUCCAGAAACAGGCAUACCUCUCUGGACUGGGGGGCUUUUCUUUGGUUCAUGUUUACAGAACUUGGGGCUGUGUUUAACCUUGGCACCUGACUCACCCUGUGGGGGGGCACCUAACUCAGGGUGCUGCAAUGGGACUGGCUUCUCACCUUCUCUCCCUUCUCAGAACCAGCAUCAAUGGAGGCACCACCUCUUUCACUAGGACGAAAUCAAGAAAUCCUUCUAAAAUGCUGAACGUGGACCACAAUAAGCCUCUCCUCAUGAGCCGGGCUGGAGAAAGGGAUGUGGAAGAGGAAGGGGUAGAGACGGUCCAUUAAGGCUGGAGACUAGAGCAGAUCAUGGAAUCCCUUUCCCUAGAAGUCCCUGAGACUAGUCAGUCAUCCAUCAGGAAUAGGUGCCUAAGGGUGGGGAGGCAGCAGGGCUGGGGGUGGGAAGGUGGCAGAGAAUGAAACAGAGAUCCCUUCUGGCUGAGCCUAGAGGAUGGGAUGUGGCUCUGUAACCAUUGCCUGCCCCUUUCAUUUUCUGGGCUUCAGUGUAAUGGCAGGGACUGAAGGAAAGUGGCCAAGAUAAUGUGGAUGGUGAACAGGGAGAGAGGAGCUGAGCACAUAGGAUAGGCUGGAGAUUUUUUUUUAAUGAAAUGGAGAGAAAAAUGUAUCUUCUCACUGAGCCAGGAGCAGCCGGAUUAAGCUCCCUCUAUCUCCAAAAGUCACUGACCCCCUCAUUCCUUCUCUACAGCGGGGGGGGGGGGGGGGGGGGGGGGGGACAAAACUCCUCCCCACUCUCUUUUCAUCCUCUCCAGUCUCAUUAAACUUCCAUCCUUUUGGGCUUGUGGUUUUCAGUCUGGAGAACUUAAAGGAUCUCCCACUGGACCCAGUGGACAGGGUCCCAGUUAGGACCCUGUCCCAAACUGUUCCUUCUUCCUUCCCAUCCUCCUGGCUGCCUAUCUUUUUCACCCAUAAAUUCUCUCCCAUUCUCUCCUUCCCUCUCCUCCUUGAAAGCUGGAAGCACAAUUUUCCUCCCCAAUGAAGGAAAAAGAAGGGAUCCUACAUGAAAAGACUAACUUUUCUUAACUCUUAACAGCCAACAUCAUAUUUAAACCCAUUGGGUGUCUCUUGAGGACUAAAGGACAUGGAUAACCCACUGCUGGGUUGGGAGGGGGUUUGGGAAGGGGACAGCCUUGCAGUAAUAUCCUAUUAUUUUAAAAGUAAUAGCGAUGACUGCCAAUUUUGAGGUGUAUUUUAAUGCCUCUCAAUAUAGUUACUUCAGAUGGAAACCAGGAGACAGGAGCAAAUGGGCUAAGCAUGAAUCAGAUCUUUUCCCAACAGCUUUUCUUUAAUUUUUUCUUUAAAUUUAGGGUUUUCUUUUGGUUUGUUUUUGUGGGGAGGGGGGUCUUUUUAGAAAAAAACUCCUGUUGGGUGAAAGUAGGGUAGGAAGAGCAGGAAACUUCAGGAUAGACUGAACUGCAGUUUGCCCAAGCCUUGGCCUGGGAUAGGACAAGAGACAACCAUUUCACCCCUUUCCGAGAACCAGCCCCAGGAAUCCAAUUCAGGCUGGGCUUGGGCUGGUUUUAACAAAAACAGAUCUCCUACCUGGUCAGAAACCCAGGCCUCCUUUUCAGGUUAAAUAAAAGUCAACUGAAAAGGGGGAGGGAGAACACUGAAAAAAAUCACUCCCAAAUUUCCAGAUGCUAGUCUCAUUGUUCUCACUGAAAGUCCUCUUUUAGCUGCAUGUAUAUUUAUUUAGAAUCAUAAUCCCAAUGGAUUGCAGCUUUCAUCUUUGCUCGGGAAUGAGCUUAUUGUAGAACAGAAGGACUAUGUCCCUGAAUAUAAACUUCGGUUCCAAACCUAGUCCCUUCCCUCGCCUGGGGACCCCCACCCCAGGGGGAGUGAUGCCAGUGAAAACACAGACUGAGCUAGAGGAUGGAGCCUCCUUCUGCUUCAUCUUCUCUUCUCAGUUUUAAUUGAAUUGUAUUUAAUUUGUUUUAAAAAUUAAAAGUCAAAUAUGGUUUUUAACAGUCAUAA